Ilex paraguariensis (yerba mate) is the source of this 189-nucleotide messenger RNA. The record is from the annotation of a GenBank genome assembly. Lineage: Eukaryota; Viridiplantae; Streptophyta; Magnoliopsida; Aquifoliales; Aquifoliaceae.
AUGAGUGAAAUGGAUAAGAAACAUCAAAAGGAAGUUGAAGAAAGGGUGGAAGAGGUGAAGAAGUCCCUUACCCUCAAGGCCGAUGUUGACUUCCGAGGCCAUGAGGAGAUCUACUCUGAACAUGGUGGAGUGAUGGACUACGAGGAAGACCGAACCCGAUCGAAGAGGAGACGGCAUCCAAUAGGUUGA